Messenger RNA from Anguilla rostrata (American eel), 4684 nucleotides. Its product is annotated as receptor-type tyrosine-protein phosphatase H-like. Lineage: Eukaryota; Metazoa; Chordata; Actinopteri; Anguilliformes; Anguillidae. The coding region runs from base 1 to 2112 and encodes 703 amino acids. Gene Ontology annotation, biological process: peptidyl-tyrosine dephosphorylation involved in inactivation of protein kinase activity. The transcript is spliced from 15 exons. Gene Ontology annotation, molecular function: protein tyrosine phosphatase activity; protein binding. Gene Ontology annotation, cellular component: signaling receptor complex. The record is from RefSeq and is a predicted model, not a curated record.
AUGCGGACGCAGCCUGAUCCCAUUGGGGGAUUAAAGGCUGUCACGCUGAACACCACCACUGUGUACCUGAACUGGACUCGACCUCAGGGCACCCAGUCUGACUACUCUUACAGGGUGGAGACCACUGGGUGCACAUCUGCCCCAAAGAACCAAUCGGAGAACAGGGAGAGUGCUUAUGUCACAGAUCUGAGAUCAGGGUCCAACUGCACCUUCACAGUGUAUUCCCAGGUCGGGAAGGACACUGAGGGAAAGCCCGUUUCAACCUCUCAAUACACAAGCACCGUAGAAAAGUAUGUGGUAAACUUGACCAGCAGCGAUGGCGAGAGCUCAACACAGGAACUGAACUCCACUGUCCGGUCUCACGAGUUCUCUGGCCUGAUGGCUGCGGAGGUGUACUCCGUGAAGCUGAAUACGACCAGUGGGCCCUUCACUGAAGAAUCGGAGCCGGUUUCAAACGCAACCUAUCCAAACCAGCCUGGACAAAUCACAUUAAAGGAGAGGACCACCAACUUCAUCUUCUUAGAAUGGGGUGAAGCCCCUGGCAAUGGCUCUUUCAACUACAGUGUGGUCUACCUGCCAGCUGCCAACGCCACCAUCACCCAACACUGUAACACUGUCAAUCUGUCAGACCUGGCACCUGGGACCGCCUACAGCAUCUCCGUCUCCACUGUUGGUCCACUGCGCCUCACCAGCCUGCCAGUCCGGAUCCAGGUCACAACUAACGCGGCUCCAGUGACUGAUCUGAGCUGCAAGGGGCCCAACCAGACUGAUGCCGUGCUCGUGCUCUCAUGGUCGAAACCCAGGGGCACCAACCUAGGGUUCGAGGUUCUUCUGGACAACAGCAGGAGUCCGGAACGGACCAACAGCAGCUCCCACAACGUGACAGAUCUCUUUUACAACACUGAGUACAAUGUGAUGGUCUGGACCCUCGGUUGUGGGAAAAAAAGUGUAGUCACUAAGAAGGUCUGCAAGACGGGUAUCACAGCUCCGCCUGCUCCUGACACUGCGGACGUGUCCAUCACUGAAAAGGAGCACGACAAAUUUACUCUGCGACUGAGCCCCGCCCUCUUCAAUGAGACCCAUGGCCCAAUCGUGAACUACGGCGUACUGAUUUGCUUCUUGUUGUUUUUUCUAUUGUUUUUUCACAGAGCAAAAGUGAGUGUUCCUGUGAAAGUGGAGAACUACGAGGCUUACUACAAGCAGCACCGGGCGGAUUCCAACUGUGGCUUUGCUGAGCAAUUUGAGAAUCUGAAACCCGUGGGCGUGGCUCAGGCCAAGGCCUAUGCAUUAAUCCCGGAGAACAAAGGAAAGAAUCGCUACAACAACGUUCUGCCCUACGAUUCUUCACGCGUCAAACUGUCAGUCAAUGGAACCCCGCAUGAUGAUUACAUCAAUGCCAACUACAUGCCGGGCUACAACUCCAGAAAGGAGUUCAUUGCAGCGCAAGGUCCUCUGCCCAGCACAUUGAACGAGUUCUGGAGGAUGAUCUGGGAGAAGAACGUUCACACUGUGGUGAUGCUGACAAGAUGCAAUGAGCAGGGACGGGUGAAAUGCGAACAGUACUGGCCCUCUGAGACCCAACAAUACGGCAACAUUGCGGUGAAGACCACCUCUGACAUCCGUCUGGAAGACUGGACUAUACGGGACUUCAGUGUAAAGAAUCUGAAGGCGGCGGAGACCCGCAACGUUCGCCAGUUCCACUUCACAGCCUGGCCGGACCACGGGGUUCCCGAAACCACAGAGCUGCUCAUCAACUUCAGGCACCUGGUGAGAGAGCACAUGGACCAGUACUCCCGCUACUCCCCGACUGUGGUGCACUGCAGUGCCGGAGUAGGGCGAACAGGAACCUUCAUCGCCAUAGAUCGGUUGAUCUUCCAGAUUGAACACGACAGCAUUGUGGACGUGUACGGCGUCGUCCACGACCUGCGCAUGCACAGACCCCUCAUGGUCCAGACAGAGGACCAGUAUGUUUUCCUAAACCAGUGUGCCCUGGACAUCAUCAGGUCUAGGACUGGGACCAACGUGGACCUCAUCUACCAGAACACAGCGGCACUGUCCAUUUAUGAGAACUUUGAACCAAUGAAGCCAAAAAAUGGCUACCACAAUGCCUAACCAAUGCCCCUGUUUUCACUGAGGCCAUUAUUUCAAAAAGGGAAAUUCUUACACAGAUGGUGAUUGUUAUAUUUAUUUUUCAACUCUAUUGGAGAGUACGUCGAUAGACUACUAUUUUGAAUUCUUGUAUAAUUACAUUUCAGGUAAGCAUGAGAUCAUUUUACAAGUCAAAACAAAGUGACAAUGAAAAUGCACUGUUGAAAAAGGGUUCAUCCUGACUGAAAGUUUGGAAAAUAUGAAUGAACAUGGAGUUUGUGGAAAGAUAUUUUUACGGUGAUAUACUUUUGCUACAUUCCAACAUGGUCGUCAUACUAGAGAUGAUAUGCUUGUUAUCAUGGUGUGCAAUCCAUAAUCUUUAGUUGUAUUUAUCCUAUUCUGCUGAAAAAAUAUUUUUUUGAAAAAUAUUGAUUUGCCAAGGUAUCAUUCUCAGGAUAUAGUGUAUUUUUUGCUGCCUGUCAUGAGAUAUGUCACGCCUCUAUUAAAAGAGGAUUUUAUCAGAUACUGUUAAAAAAUUUCAAGUGAAGGUUUCUGUGUGCUUUCUCUAGCACAUAUUUCUAUGUCAGAGAUUAUGUAAUUAUGAGAUUAAUUUAUAUAUUUUCCAUUAAAAAUGCUUAUAAGGUCAGCAUUUAAUUUCAGUUUAGACUGUAGCUCCUCUUUUGUGUGCACUGUAACCCUGUGGAAAGUAGAUCCCUUGACAGUAGAUCCCCACUGGCACAGCCUUCUGUCAGGCCUAGAUGGAAGGAGUACUGCUGUCACAUUCCACCACAAAGCCUCCAUCAUACCAAAACAAUGAAGUCCAAACCAAUUUAAGGUCUCAUAUAUCAGGACUUGGGGGGGUAGAACAAGGACGCACUCAGUGUGUCAUUGAUGCGUAGCACCAUGAGUGCUAAUAGUGGAGAAUCUUCAGAUCGCUAAACAUGUUUGAGUGUGAGUGCCUGAGUGAGUUACACGCCAGGUCCAUGAGGUGCCUCACAUCUAAAAAUAUAAUUUAACUUGAAAGGCCUCGUGCCUAUGGCAUGUGCAGAGACGCUGUAGACAGUGAUAAAAGCCAAGCCUGAAAAUGAAAGUGUAUCGAAAUGAAUACUAGAGCUGACUGCUCUGUACAAAGCUACUGUAGUGUCAGUGCUUUUUCUGAGGUCUAUUGAGCAAAAGGCAUUGACAGCACUGCUCCCACGAAUGCACUGGCUGCAUUAAAUUUUUUUAGCCUCUAUUUCUUUGUAAUUGUGUAAAAAAAAGUGUAACGUUUUGCAAUGCGAGGAUAAGAUGUAAUGAAUAUGGAUGAAGUGCAGUGACUGCUGUUAUGUGCUAUUGAAAUAUGAAUCCGCAUUUGUGCAAUAUCACAUGUAUCUUGCCUUGUUGCUUUCUUUUUUGUAAUUGAAUUGAAUUGAAUUGAAUUGAAAUUGCUAAGCCCCGUGCAUCUGUCAUAUAGCAAUCAUAAGCCAUGUGGUUAUGACAUGAGAUCAUGGGCUAUAACCCUAUACUUACUGUUACCUUUAUUGCCUGUAAUCCAUAAAUUCCAAAGUAUGGAAAAUAGCCAAGGAAGAGCAGCAGGAGGUCUGUGGUGUUGAAAUCUGGUUGGCUGACAGUAAUGAGAAUAAACCAGGGAUAGAUUUUUGAGCUGUAAAACUUGUAGGAUGACAGCAAAAUAUCAAGUGUUAAAUCAACAGUGCAUUUCACACCCGUUGAACUCUUAUAGAGUGAAUUUAGUACUUAAUGGGCUAGUUUCACAGAUGCAGGUUAAGUUUAGUCCUGUACUAAAUUGAAUCUUAUUUCUUAUUUUCCACAGUUUCACAGAGAUAAAAUGACUGAAAAAAUUAAAAAAUAGAUCUCACACAGGGAAUUGGUAUAAUGACUAAAUUGGGGAGAAAAUGGCAAAAAUAAAUAAAAUAAAAAUAGAUCUCAAUCCGGGCGAACCUACAGCACUCCCGAAUCUUGGUUUAGUCCUUGUAGCAGGAAAACUUGAACUUUUUUAACAUAGAAAACCCAUAACAAAUGGUUCUCAGAAAUGUGGACAUGUGGUUUGUAGAGCAAUAACUCUUGCCCUCAGAUAUAUUUAAAUAUUUUUGAAAAAGUUGUUUCCAUUAAACUGUUUCCAUUUUUUUGUUCCACACUGUUAUGAGAAGGGAUUGACCAUGUGGUUCAUAAAAGAUUUAUUUCCUGUACUUGUUGAAUAUGUGAAUUUCAAUGAUGAAACAAUUGUCAUCAUGCCUUUCAUGCCACUAUUUCAAAAGUAUUUCUACUUUUUUAUGACUUGUGUUGCUCCUAUAAAUGCUCACACACUUCCAUUCCUGUUGUUUUACUAGUGUUUGUAAAUUAGAUAUUAAUUUUAUUCCUUAUUCAAAGUCUUAAUGUAAUUCUGUUCAAAAUGUAUAAUGCAGGCAGGUACAAUAUGAAAUGUUAGACAUGUCUAUGCAGUCUGGGAUUUUAAAAAAUGUUGCACUUUUAAAAAGUGUGUGUGUGUGUGUGUGUGUGUGUGUACACAUGUGCUUGUGUGAGAUAGGGAGAGAAUUUGAAAAUAAAAAGUGCUGAUACUAUACAUUUGAUUAUUAAAUAAAUCUAUGCAUUCUAAAGA